AUGGUCAAAUCUAUAGGGUUUGACUCCACAUCGAGGAUGGCGUGGAUUCGCAACCUUCCAAAGACUAGAGAGUUCUUUCUGAAUAAGCUGGGUGGUUUGGAGCUUGAAGGAUACAACAUUGUUGGUGACGGGACAGUCCAGGCUUUGUUACCGAUACUGACUGGCAGCACAGAACACGACCUACCAUCGGCCAGGAGAGAUGACCCACUGGCUACGGAAGUGGAUACUUUCCCCUGGAUAUGGAAUCUUUAUAAGAAAGCUGGAUAUGUGACAGCCUGGGCAGAGGAUAUGUCAUACAUUGGGACAUUUCAGAUGCGACUCAAGGGAUUCAGGGAACAGCCCACAGACCAUUCCAUGAGGACCUAUUUCAUGCUGGCAGAGCCCAUGUACCACAAGUUCGCACCCUGGUGUAUCGGCUCGGAGCCUCGGCAUUUGAGGUUUCUCAACUGGUUCCGCGACUUGUAUUCUAUGUAUGGGAAUAAGCCUAAAUUUAUGUUUGGUUUCCAUUCUGAAUACAGUCACAGCUGUAACAAUGAGCUCAAAAAGAUCGACGACGAUUUGCUGGACCUACUGAAUCAUUUACAUUCCAAUGGACAUCUUAAUCAAACCAUUCUUAUUUUCAUGGGAGAUCACGGAGCCAGAUUCACUGACGUACGCAGCACGCCUCAGGGAAAGCUGGAGGAACGAAUGCCCUACUUUGCUUUCUAUUUUCCUCCACAUUUCAUAAAAUCACAUCCUAGGGCUGUGGGGAAUUUCAAAAUCAACACCAAAAGAUUGACUACACCUUUUGAUAUACACGAAACAUUGCAUGAUAUAUUGAACUUUCAGGAGCAAAGGGUGGAUCAUACAAAAGGCAGGGGUAUUAGUCUUUUUAAGGAAGUGCCCAAAAAUCGGACUUGCGAAGAAAGUGGGGUAGAGCCUCAUUGGUGUGCAUGCCUGGAAUGGGUGAAAGUGCACGAUGAAGCCACGGUAUUAGCUGUGUCCAAAGCGGUUAUAGAUUUUAUAAAUAACUUAACUUUACAUAUACGUGAACUCUGCUCCCUGCUGCAACUGGAUCACGUUAUCAGUCUUUCCCGUUUUACACCGAAUUCGGAAGUGUUGCGGUACAAGAAAAGCUCUGACCAACACGGGGACCAUCCAGACUUUUCCGAUAACAUGACCUUAGACUACGACUACUACCAGGUCAGUCUGAUGACAAGGCCGGGCGAUGGUCACUUUGAGGUCACGGUCAAACAUUCCAGAAGGUCUAAACAACUUUGGGUCAGUGAGAAAGAACUGAGUCGAACCAACCGAUAUGGCAAUGUACCUUUCUGCAUCGCUGAUAAAUACCCCAACUUGAGGCCUUACUGCUAUUGUGUAUAA
Molecule: messenger RNA, 1362 nt
Organism: Candidula unifasciata
Lineage: Eukaryota; Metazoa; Mollusca; Gastropoda; Stylommatophora; Geomitridae
Source: the annotation of a GenBank genome assembly